Macrosiphum euphorbiae (potato aphid) is the source of this 258-nucleotide messenger RNA. The record is from the annotation of a GenBank genome assembly. NCBI's taxonomy places the organism in Eukaryota, Metazoa, Arthropoda, Insecta, Hemiptera, Aphididae.
AUGUCCACAAGGCUACUGCAGAAACAAAGUCUGAGCGCCGCGUUUACCAAACCCUUCCAGAUGAACCGUCUCGAUCUUGUAAACGCGGACUUGCGGCAUUCAGACCUGGCCGGUUUCUGCGGCAUUUCCGAUGGUUCAGGCUGGAUGGUAUUCACUCAGUCGUACAACACGGGUGACUGCAGACUUCUCAGCUCUGGGCGCGAGUACACGGGCGAGUCAAUAUUGAGCUCGGGUGCCGACCGGAAACUAUCACCAUAA